UUCCUUCAACCCAUGGCUCUACAAGCUUGCUCAUUUCUGUCCUCAAACCAGUGCCACAACCCUCCCUAUUUUCCUAAUUUCUCUCGUACCAAAACCCUACUCUCUGUAUCAGCUCCGAGAUUCCCUUUUUUAUCUCAAAUUCACGCUUUAAAAACAGGCAUUGACAACGACAGAAAGGCCCUGCUACCUUCGCUUUGCUUCAGCAGGAGAAACCUCAGCUUCCCAAUUCUCGCAUUACUCGUAAAUGGAUUUCUGCUGAAAGAUUCUAUAGCUAUGGAAAACCAAGAAUUGCAGCUGGAGAGAUACACAGAUGUCAAGGAGGGUUUCACUCUACUCAGACCCUCUUCUUGGAUUAAGGUAGAUAAGGCAGGAGCAACUGUUUUGUUUGAGGAGGCAAAUAAAGGGAGUAACAAUGUUGGGGUAGUGGUGAAUCCGGUUCGUCUCAGUAGUCUUGAAGAAUUUGGUAGCCCUCAGUUUGUGGCUGAUAAGCUUAUUCAAGCAGAGAAGCGCAAGGAGAGUACGAAGGACGCGGAGGUAAUUAGGGUUGCAGAGAGGUCAGGCCAAAGUGGUGUGCAAGUAUACGAAUUUGAGUACAAGGUUGAUAGCAGCAGGGGAGGAAUGAAGAGGAUAUUCUCAGCUGCUUUUGUGGCAUCGAAGAAGCUUUACCUUUUGAAUAUUGCUCAUUCAGAUAAGCCAGAGAAUCCUCUUGAUACUCACACCAGAAUGAUGUUAGAGGAAAUUAUUCACUCCUUUGAUGGGUUCAAUAUGCAGUUGAAUAAAUAAAACAUAAAUUGUAGAUUCCCAAUA
Molecule: messenger RNA, 807 nt
Organism: Carica papaya (papaya)
Lineage: Eukaryota; Viridiplantae; Streptophyta; Magnoliopsida; Brassicales; Caricaceae
Product: Photosystem II reaction center PsbP family protein
Biological process (GO): photosynthesis
Cellular component (GO): photosystem II; extrinsic component of membrane; photosystem II oxygen evolving complex
Molecular function (GO): calcium ion binding
Source: RefSeq, a predicted model, not a curated record